AAUCGAUUAAACGAAAGCCAUGGAUAUCAUCAACACACUUCUAAACAUUGUGGUUCCUCCCAUCGGCCUCACCUCGUUGCUCUUCUUUCUGCCACCAUAUCUGUUUUUCAAGUUUCUCCUCUCAACCAUAAAGCCGCUGUUUCGCGAAAACGUGGCCGGAAAAGUCGUACUCAUCGCCGGAGCAUCCUCCGGCAUAGGCGAGCAUCUGGCAUACGAGUACGCUAGAAGAGGAGCUUGUCUUGCUCUUGUUGCCAGAAGAGAACACCGACUCCAACACGUGGCGAGCAGAGCCAUGUCGAUUGGCUCCCCAGAUGUUCUCAUCAUCCCUGCAGAUGUUUCCAAGGUUGAAGAUUGUAACCGCUUUGUCGAUGUAACAGUGAAUCAUUUUGGGCGCUUGGAUCACCUAGUGAAUAAUGCUGGGAUUGCUCCUAUCUGCAUGUUUGAAGAAACUCCUGAUGUUAACAACUUAGCACCAGCUAUGGACAUAAACUUUUGGGGUUCAGUCUACAGCACCUACUUCGCAAUUCCUCACCUUAAACGGAGCCAAGGGAGGAUCGUAGGGGUCGCCUCCUCUGCUGGAUGGUUGCGUGUCCCACGACUAAGCAUGUAUAGUGCUAGCAAAACAGCAGUGAUAAGCUUUUAUGAGACAUUGAGGGUUGAAAUUGGGGAUGAAGUUGGAAUAACAAUUGUGACUCCAGGACUUAUCGAAUCAGAAAUGACUCAAGGCAAAUUCCUAAACAAGGAAGGCCGAUUGGUAUUAGAUCAAGAACUGAGAGAUGCUGAAGUAAGCUUAAUGCCUGUACUGCCUGUCAAAGAAGCUGCCGAAGCAAUUGUGGACGGCGCCUGCCAAGGAGAAAAUUACUUGACAGUACCAGCUUGGGUUAAGCAGUCAUUUUACUGGAAGGUGUUUUCACCUGAGAUACUGGAGUGGGGUAAUCGUAUCCUGCUAAUGAGCAGAUCAGGAGAUGAGAGGGAUACACUAAGCAAGAAGAUCCUGGACAUUUCUGGUUUGAAGGAUUUGGUGUAUCCAGACACAAUUCGAUCUCCUUGGAUUAGAGAACACUGAUGAUGAA
Rosa rugosa (rugosa rose) is the source of this 1073-nucleotide messenger RNA. RefSeq names its product 11-beta-hydroxysteroid dehydrogenase A-like. Gene Ontology annotation, molecular function: oxidoreductase activity. The coding region runs from base 20 to 1066 and encodes 348 amino acids. NCBI's taxonomy places the organism in Eukaryota, Viridiplantae, Streptophyta, Magnoliopsida, Rosales, Rosaceae. The transcript has 6 exons. The record is from RefSeq and is a predicted model, not a curated record.